AUGGCCUACAUCAAUGAAUAUAACGGCGACUCUCUCGUCGCCACCGCCUCUGCGUUUCUUGGGCUCACGCUCAUAUCGGUACUAUUGCGAAUCUACGUCCGCGUAUUCAUGACGAACAGCUUCCAGAUGGAUGACUGGUUCAUGGUUUUUGCUCAGGUAUCCCUCUUCUUCACCAUGCUCGACGAAGUCUUUAUCCUAUCAUGCUCCUUCAUCUUGCUUGGUGUAAGGGAUGGCAUGGGCCGCCAUAACACCGCCCUUCCGCAAGAGGCCGAAAUCGAAGCUCUCAAGUGGCAAGCCCUAGCGACAGCUACCUAUGUCCUCGACAUGAUGUUUAUCAAGCUCAGUAUCGGCAUCUUCCUCCUGCGCCUCGCUGUCCAGAAGGUUUACAAGUACAUCCUCUGGGGCAGCUUGUUCGUUGUUACCAUUUGGAGCACGGUCAUAUUCUUUUGGGACAUCUUCCAGUGCAACCCCGUCGCCGCUCAGUGGGACUACACCAUUCCCAACAGCAAGUGCGUUACUGCGGACCAGAUUGUCUCGGCCGCCUACGCCAUUAGCGUCAUGACCAUCCUGACCGAUUGGCUUUAUGCUCUGCUCCCGAUUCCCAUGCUAUGGAAUGUGGACAUGACGAAGCAAACGAAGAUCACCGUCAUCGUGAUUCUUGGACUUGGUAUCUUUGCGAGCGUUGCUACCCUCAUUCGCCUCAAGUUCUUGGCCGAUCUUACUGACACGGCUGAUAUCCUAUUUGCUGGCACGGAUGCCAUGGUCUGGACUCUCAUCGAGCCCGGUGUUGCCAUUGUUGCCGCUAGCUUAGCAACCAUUCGCCCUCUCCUCCGCGUCAUGCGCCUCAAGGGCUUCGAAACCACACGUUCCGGCAAGAGCACUAACAUGCAGUCCGGUAUCUCCAACCGCUCUCGGCACGUCCCCUCGAUGACUUCGAGUCCCAGCCGUGCCGACCGUUUUGGCCAGGCAGAUCCCAUCAACGCCCCUGGCCUCGCGGUCACGACUGGGGAAGAUGCACGCGCAAGCUUUGCUCCUAGCGAAACGUACGUCAUUGAGGGUGAGCGGACCCAGUGGAGGCGAGGUGAUUCAAGUAGAGGCUCCGCGACGCCCUAUUCCAACGACGCCGCCUCCACGAGCCUGUCAUCGGUUGACAUCAUCGGCAUGAACCCAGCGAGUCAACACGGCCCUCUUGGCCAUAGCACCAAUAACCGGUAA
Messenger RNA from Parascedosporium putredinis, 1215 nucleotides. The record is from the annotation of a GenBank genome assembly. NCBI's taxonomy places the organism in Eukaryota, Fungi, Ascomycota, Sordariomycetes, Microascales, Microascaceae.